Molecule: messenger RNA, 1038 nt
Organism: Miscanthus lutarioriparius
Lineage: Eukaryota; Viridiplantae; Streptophyta; Magnoliopsida; Poales; Poaceae
Source: the annotation of a GenBank genome assembly
AUGGCGGAAUUCAGCAUUAAGCAGUUGUUUAGUCCCUUCGUCGUGGUCAAGGUCCAGCGGGUCUUGGAGGAAGACGACGCCAAGUCCAUCUCCCCGACGAUGGCGCGGCGUAGCCCUUGUGGUUCACCGGAGCCCAGGCACUGGGCGCGGCAUGUGCCGCAACCGCAAGGGCCGCUCAAGGAGUUCAGCUACUUGAGCUUGGCGAAGGCGACUAAAGAUUUUGAGAAGGGGAACGAGUCCAGAUCAGGCGUGCUGUAUGCUGGCCAUCUUCUGUUUGAUGACACCCUCAUGAAAAAAGUUGCCAUAAAGAGGUUUCACAAGAACAUCACAGAUGAUUGCGAGCAAAUCGGUGAACAUCUUAGACGGAAGAAGUACAUGCUACAACACAGAAACCUCGUCACACUUUUCGGAUACUGUUUGCACGACGGCAAGCUGUACCUCGUCUACGACUGGAUGCGCUAUCAGAGCCUCGACUAUGAGCGCCAAAUUAUCAUCAAGGACGCCGCAAGGGGGCUGCUGCAGCUGCACGACAGAAAUGCCUUUCAUGGCGCUGUUAGGGCAUCCAACAUCAUGCUGGAACCGACCUCGACCGCCUUCCGAGGCCGCCUCGCCGACUUCAGGUACUCCACGGUGCUAGCUGAGCAUCAAGGGAGUGAACCAGCAACGGGGACGCUAGGGUCACUCCUAUACCCGGAAUGGAUCCUGAGCGCCGCCGCCGACGAAAACUCCGGCGCCCCUGGUGGCCCAAGUCUUGAAACGGACGUGCUCCAUUUCGGCGUAAUGAUGCUGGAGGUUUUGUGCGGCCGGCGCAUGUUCGCCCGCGACCAGCUCCCGACGGGAUACAGCUCACUGCUCGACUGGGUCCAGGAGCUCAACGGAGAGGCACGACUCGACGCGGCGCUUGACGAGGACACGAAUAAAGCCCCUGACUUCGACAAGGCCCAAGCCGAUGUGCUCUUACGGCUCGCCCUUCGAUGCAGCAACCCAGACCCAAAGCACCGGCCAACCAUCCGGACCAAAAUAUUAUUAGCUAACUAA